CGGGGAGAGACAGACAGCGCUAAUGACAGACAGCAGAUAGGGCGAGAGAAUAAAAAACAAGGGGAAAAGAUAAGCGGCUGCCAGAGCCUCGACAAUAAUUGCAAUAACGGAAUUGUCUCUCAGUGCCUAAAAGCUUGUUCUUGAAAAACGUAUCACCACAUUUGGCAAUGAGGACAUCUGUCGCCCGUGCAUACCAUUUGUUUUUGGAGGAUUCGGGGACGCAACUGAAUCGGGUUUUUACAGCUGAAAGGGUGUAAUUAAAGCUUGGAUAGAGGGAAAGGUUGGAAAUAGUGUGGAGAGGACGUUUUGGGCAGGACAUUUCACCAUAUCCAACGGAUACUUAAAACAAUGAUCUCAUCGUGUGAUAUUAAACAGAGGUUGAUUCCGUAGCCUACAAUUCCUAUUUCAAUCUAAUUCGUGGUGUUGGUUUUUUGAUUUUCCACUCAUCUUUUUCCGUGGUAAAGGAUGCCAGACCAGAUCUCGGUAUCCGAGUUCCUCUCGGAGACCACCGAGGACUACAAUUCCCCCACGACUUCCAGUUUCACCACCCGGUUGCAGAGCUGUAAGAACACCGUCAAUGUUCUGGAGGAGGCUUUGGAUCAAGACCGGACUGCUUUACAGAAGGUGAAGAAGUCUGUGAAAGCCAUCUACAACUCUGGUCAAGAUCACGUCCAGAAUGAAGGGAAUUAUGGCCAGGCACUGGACAAGUUUGGUAGCAACUUCAUCAGCAGGGACAACCCCGAUCUAGGAACCGCCUUUGUCAAGUUCUCCAGCCUCGUCAAGGACCUGUCCGCACUUCUGAAGAACCUGCUCCAGAGCUUGAGCCAUAAUGUGAUCUUCACCCUGGACUCUCUUCUCAAAGGGGACCUCAAAGGAGUUAAGGGGGACAUAAAGAAGCCGUUUGACAAGGCAUGGAAGGACUAUGAGGCUAAGUUCACCAAAAUUGAGAAAGAGAAGAGGGAGCAUGCUAAACAACAUGGGAUGAUUCGGACUGAGAUUACCGGAGCUGAGAUUGCAGAGGAGAUGGAGAAGGAGCGACGUCUCUUCCAGUUACAGAUGUGCGAGUACCUGAUCAAAGUGAAUGAGAUCAAAACUAAGAAGGGAGUUGACCUGCUCCAGAACCUCAUAAGGUACUACCAUGCACAGUGCAACUUUUUUCAGGAUGGAUUGAAAACCGCAGACAAGUUGAAGCAGUAUAUUGAGAAGCUUGCAGCUGACCUGUAUAACAUAAAGCAGACCCAGGAUGAGGAGAAGAAGCAGUUGACGGCUUUAAGAGAUCUCAUUAAAUCAUGUCUGCAGCUGGACCAAAAGGAGUCUAGGAGAGACUCUCAGAGCAAGCAGAGUGGAUACAAUAUGCACCAGCUACAGGGGAACAAGGACUUUGGCAGUGAGAAGAAGGGCAAUUUGAUGAAGAAAAGCGAUGGGUUACGGAAGGUGUGGCAACGGAGGAAAUGUUCUGUGAAGAGCGGCAUUCUCACUAUCGCACAUGCCACAUCUAACCGACAGCCGGUGAGACUGAACCUACUGACCUGCCAGGUCAAACCCAGUGGGGAGGACAAGAAGUGCUUUGACCUCAUCUCCCAUAAUCGCACAUAUCAUUUCCAGGCCGAAGAUGAACAGGAGUUUGUGAUCUGGAUAUCGGUGCUGACCAACAGUAAAGAGGAGGCACUGAACAAGGCGUUCCACGGGGAGCAGAGUACAGGAGGAGAGGACACCCUGGAGGACCUGACCAAAGCCAUCAUAGAAGACGUGCUACGGAUACCUGGCAACGAAAUCUGCUGUGACUGUGGUGCAGCUGAGCCAAAAUGGCUGUCUACUAAUCUCGGCAUCCUGACGUGUAUCGAGUGCUCUGGGAUCCACAGGGAGAUGGGUGUCCACAUCUCCCGCAUCCAGUCCAUGGAGCUAGACAAACUGGGGAGCUCCGAACUCUUGCUGGCUAAGAACAUAGGGAACAGUAGUUUCAAUGGCAUCAUGGAAGGCAAUAUUCCAUGUCCCUCGCCAAAGCCCACCCCAUCAAGUGACAUGACGGUGAGGAAGGAAUACAUCAACGCUAAAUACCUGGACCACAAAUUUGCCCACCAGACUGGCAAAGCCACGGUUCCAGGCAAGUUGUCGGAGGCGGUGCGCUCCCGAGAUCUGCUGUUACUUAUCCAAGUUUAUGCCGAGGGGGCGGAGCUUAUGGAGCCCCUGCCCGAGGCAGGAAAGGAGCCCGGUGAGACUGCCCUCCACUACUCUGUGAGGACUGCUGACCAGACCUCCCUGCAUCUAGUGGACUUCCUGGUGCAAAACAGUGGCAAUCUAGACAGGCAGACGGAGAAUGGAAACACUGCACUACACUACUGCUGUCUGUACAAAAAACAAGAAUGUUUGAAACUGCUACUGCGGGGCAAACCAGCCAUCGACAUCGCCAAUCAAAGUGGAGAGACAGCUCUGGACAUUGCAAGAAGGUUGCGAGAUACCCAGUGCGAGGAACCGCUGAUGGAGGCGGCAGAGGGGAAGUUUAACCCUCACGUCCAUGUGGAGUAUGAGUGGAACCUGCGACUGGAGGAAAUAGACGAGAGUGAUGAUGACCUUGAUGAUAAGCCAAGUCCUGUGAAAAAAGACCGCUCUCCGCAGCCCCAGAGCUUCGGCCACUCCUCCAGUAUGUCCUCCCCUCAGGACAAGCGGACACUCCCGGGGGGUUACACCCCUCACAGGGACAAACAGCGCCUAUCCUACGGGGCCUUUGCCAACCCAGUCUACAACACCUCCACAGACAUGUCUCCCUCACCAGGACCUGACGGGACUACACUACCCAGCAGGACUGCAGGGAAAGCACCCUCUACUGGCCCGCCUACCUCCCUUCCCCUGGGCUCCCAGACUGGAGGCAGCGGUGGCAUCUCCACCCUUAAGAAGAGACCCCCACCCCCUCCCCCCGGGCACAAGCGUACCCUCUCAGACCCCCCCAGCCCAGUCCUCCAGAGCACAGGUGGGACCGGUUGGGGAAGCGUGUCCACUCCCCCGCCUACAAACAGGACCUCACCUGGAAACCAGUUUGAGCAGCAGCAGAGCGCUACCGUUAGUAAUACAAAGUCAACACUUGGUCCAAGGGUUCUACCCAAACUACCUCAAAAAGUGGCACUACGGAAGAUCGACACUAUCCACCUCCCUUCAGUGGACAAGCUCUGCCAACCUCCGGAGGUUCUACAGAGGUCAACCUGCGCCCAAAUAGAGUCUUACCAAAAAUCUCCCCAGCCACUGCAGACCCCCGGAGACACCCCUCAGAGGGCUCCGUUGGCAGAAAAAACGCAGCUAAGUGAACUGCCUCCUAAGCCCCAGAUGUCAGAUCUUCCCCCCAAGCCCCAGCUCUCUGACCGACCCCCGAAACGACAACUGUCGAAUCUCCCGCCCAAACCGCAGCUCAAAGACCUCCCGCCCAAGCCUCAACUGAGCGACAUCCCUCCAAAGCCCCCUGUCAGUGAACGGCUCCCUCCGGGCGAGGCCGUGCAGACUGCGAUGGACAAGCAGUCUUGCAGUCAACAGGGGGAGCUAUCUCCCAGACAGGCCAGUGAGGACACCAAUGGAUCCCCGCCAUGUGCAGUGGAAAUGCCUGUGCCGCUGCCUCGGAAGAUCAACACUGGGAAGAGUAAAACGAGACGGGUGAAGACCAUUUACGACUGCCAGGCAGAUAACGAUGAUGAGCUGACCUUUGCAGAGGGAGAGGUUCUCAUCGUCACAGGAGAAGAGGACCCGGAGUGGUGGAUCGGGCACAUAGAAGGACAUCCCGAGAGGAAAGGGGUUUUCCCCAUGUCCUUUGUGCACAUUCUGUCCGACUGACAGCCGGAGAGACAGGUGUGAGGCCAUUCCUCUCAUCAAGCCCUUCCCUGGCCUCACAUCAGACUUUAGGCAGAAGUGAAACAAAUGCGAACAAAGAAUCCAACUCAGCCUCAUCGCAAUGAAGACUUAUUAUAUAUUAACUGUGAUAUCCUGCCUACCAGUAUUACUGUAGCAGCAACCCAGCGUGAAACUGGGUUUGCAGUAGCUUUCCUCAAUGUAUGCUGUAGCUGUAUUUUCAAUGACGGCCUAGGAACAGUGGGUUAACUGGCCUAGGAACAGUGGGUUCACUGGCCUAGGAACAGUGGGUUAACUGGAACAACAGAUUUGUACCUUGUCAGCUCGGGGGUUUGAACUCACAACCUUACGGUUACUAGUCCAACGCUCUAACCACUAGCCUACCUGUGUAUAUAGAUAAACAAAUCUAUGUAAGUGUGUCUUUGUACAUACAUAUGCACACCUAAGAGUGUAUAUUUCUGUAUGUAUAUACAAGUGUGCAUAUGUACAUUGACCCAGCUUGCUCAGAAAGGUAGGGCUAUCUUCUUGUUCCAACGGUCUACCAUUUUAGCUUGACUGUUUUAUGUCAUUAUCAUCUCUUGAAAGUAGUUCAUGAGAUUUGAUAAGGAGUUUGUUACUCAGAU
Oncorhynchus gorbuscha (pink salmon) is the source of this 4454-nucleotide messenger RNA. RefSeq names its product arf-GAP with SH3 domain, ANK repeat and PH domain-containing protein 1-like. Gene Ontology annotation, biological process: positive regulation of GTPase activity. Gene Ontology annotation, molecular function: GTPase activator activity; protein binding. The record is from RefSeq and is a predicted model, not a curated record. Bases 466 to 3816 code for a protein of 1116 amino acids. Lineage: Eukaryota; Metazoa; Chordata; Actinopteri; Salmoniformes; Salmonidae. The transcript has 29 exons. Gene Ontology annotation, cellular component: cytoplasm.